Messenger RNA from Loxodonta africana (African savanna elephant), 1804 nucleotides. RefSeq names its product chromosome 18 C17orf58 homolog (gene C18H17orf58). NCBI's taxonomy places the organism in Eukaryota, Metazoa, Chordata, Mammalia, Proboscidea, Elephantidae. The transcript has 4 exons. The coding region runs from base 60 to 1031 and encodes 323 amino acids. The record is from RefSeq and is a predicted model, not a curated record. Gene Ontology annotation, molecular function: protein binding.
CGAGAAAGAAAGCAAAAGCCCAGGCUCAGUUGUAGAGCUUGGGAACCGUGUCUACAAAAAUGACAGCUAGAGCUUUCUGGCUUCUCUGUUUGAUCGUUGGAUCCUCCCCCGAAGCCCCAGUGGCGGAGAGAAAAGUCUGGCCAACCCACGACAGGAAGCCCGACCCCGGCAGAGACCAGAGCGUGGACGAGACGCUGGGGCCCGGGGUGCAGCCCGUUCCUGACGCCCCGCGGCGACCGCGCGCGGCCGAGACAGCCCCGCGCGCCUGGCCCGACUCGCGGCGCCGGAAGCCCCCGCCGCCCGCCGAGAACCGCGCCGGCUUCCGGGAGGCCGCGCGCGCGCCCGCCGGUUCUCCGAGCUCGCGCCCCGAGCAGGCCGAGAACCGCGCGUCGUCGCGGAGCGCGUCUGCGUCCGGCGGCUCCCCACGGCGUGCGCGCGCCCGGAACCUGCGCCUCUCGGCCUCGCGCGCCGCCGAAGACUCCGCCGGCCCCUCCCACCCGAACCGGCCGCGCGCCGCCGCACCGCCGUCCGGACCCGCGCCCGCGCCCGCGCCGCCGCGCCUUAGCUCGCCGGGGAGGGACGCGGAGCCGUGCGCGCGCGCCUGCAGGGCGGACCUGGACGAGCGCGAGUCCUACUGCGGGAGCGAAUUUGCGGUGAACGGAAUCGUGCAUGAUGUGGACGUGCUCGGCAGAGGGAUCCGGCUGGUGACUCUGCUGGUGGACCGCGACGGGCUGUACAAGAUGAGCCGCCUGUACAUCACUCCUGACGGGUUUUUCUUCCGCGUUCACAUACUGGCCCUAGACUCCUCCAAUUGCAAUAAGCCAUGUCCAGAAUUUAAACCUGGUAGCAGGUAUAUUGUGAUGGGCCACAUCUACCAUAAGAGACGGCAGCUCCCUACAGCUCUGCUCCGGGUCCUGAGAGGGCGCGUCCGACCAGGAGAUGGACUGCUUAGAAGCAGCAGCUAUGUGAAAAGAUUUAACAGAAAAAGGGAUGGUCAAGUUCAAGGUGCAAUUCACACUCAAUGCAUUUGAAAGUUACCAUCCUGGCAUUUCUGCAUCUGAGAUUUGGGAUUCAGCAACAAGACACAGAAGUUCUACCUUCAUGUAAUGGGGUGGUCCUUCAGAACAGGGCCACAGCUCCUUUAUGAACUACUUGUAUAGUUCCAACUCUAAUCUUGAAGCUGCCACUUUCUUAUUUACAAAUGCUUUUGAAAUGUUACGCUUCUGGGCUCAGUGGCAAAGCUGUUCAAGGGUAGUAUCAGAAGGUGAUUCAUGCAGCUCAGAUAACUGACCUGCCCUGUUAGCAGAUCACUGCUUCAUGUUCAGUUUAUUUUUAAUUUAAAUAUGUUAUCCAGUAGAAAUAGUUCACAAAAAAAAUUUCCUUGAAUUCAAAUAUACAAUUUUGAAUAGUUUAUAUAUCACAUAUCAAGCCAAAUUUUAUACUCAAAUCAUCACGUUUUAAUUCUGUACAUAACAGUAAACACACUAGUCAAAGAUUUAUGUAUGCAAUGUUAUUUAGAUCCAACACUAGGGUCAGAGCCCAGGAUGAGUAUUAAAAUUUCACAUUUAAAGAGUACUGAAGGGUUUAACUCGAGCAAAAUAUUCAAACAGGUAUUCCAAAUGUAUCGAAAUAUAAAAUAUAGUUUAUUUUCGUACCUCCCUGCUCCUGAUAACUUACGUUUUGUGCCAAACAGGUAGCUAUCCCAAUGCUAAGGUAUUCUGGGUGUAUUUGAUGUCAUUUUUCUAUUAAGACUUAAGUAUCAUGUGUGUGUUUGUGAAGCAGUAAAUCUUGCCUUGAAAUCAGA